Molecule: messenger RNA, 1608 nt
Organism: Aspergillus ochraceoroseus IBT 24754
Lineage: Eukaryota; Fungi; Ascomycota; Eurotiomycetes; Eurotiales; Aspergillaceae
Exons: 4
Coding region: 1-1608 (535 amino acids)
Biological process (GO): carbohydrate metabolic process
Molecular function (GO): polygalacturonase activity
Source: RefSeq, a predicted model, not a curated record
AUGCACGCUCUGUCCCUUUUCUUGCUGUUUUUGACGCCGUUGCUGGCCAACGGUCAGCUCUCUGGUCGCGUUGGUCCUCUCACUUCUUCUAGCUCCAAGGCUCACACCAAAACCUGCAAUGUCUUGGACUACGGUGCCGUAGCCGACAAGUCCACCGAUAUUGGGCCGGCCAUUACCUCUGCCUGGAAUGCAUGUGCUAAGGGUGGCGUGGUCUAUAUCCCGGCUGGUGAGUAUGCAAUGGCGACAUGGGUCACCCUUUCUGGUGGUAGUGCGUGCGCUAUCCGACUCGACGGAACUAUCUAUCGCACAGGAACCGGUGGAGGCAAUAUGUUCAUGGUGAAGCAUACAUCCGAUUUCGAAUUCUUCAGUAGUACCUCCAAGGGUGCGAUCCAGGGAUACGGAUACGAGUUCCAUGCUAAGGGCUCCACGAGCGGUCCGCGACUCCUGAGACUUUUCGACGUGACCAAUUUCUCUGUGCACGAUAUCGCUCUCGUUGAUUCUCCCGUCUUCCAUCUCUCCUUGGACACUUGCACCAAUGGAGAGAUAUACAACAUGGCUAUCCGUGGUGGUAACAAGGGAGGGUUGGACGGGAUCGACAUCUGGAGUACCAAUAUCUGGGUUCACGAUGUAUAUAUCCCAGCCCGUUGUCCUGCAAACGUCGAGGUCACCAACAAGGACGAAUGCGUUACUGUCAAGAGUCCUUCCAAGAACGUGCUGGUCGAGAACAUCUACUGCAACUGGAGUGGAGGAUGCGCCAUGGGCUCCCUAGGCGUGGACACUGAUAUUUCCGACAUCGUCUAUCGUAAUAUUUACACCUGGAAUUCCAACCAGAUGUACAUGGUCAAGAGCAAUGGAGGCAGUGGAACCGUGUCCAACCUGGUGCUCGAAAACUUCAUCGGCCACGGCAACGCGUACUCCCUGGAUAUCGACGCCCACUGGAGCAGCAUGAGCACGCUCGCUGGGGCUGGGGUGAAUGUGAAGAACAUGACGAUUCGCAACUGGAAGGGAACCGAGACCAACGGAGCCCAGCGUGGGCCGAUCAAGGUGGUGUGUGCCUCUGGAGCACCAUGCACGGAGGUGACAAUCGAGGAUUUUGCUAUGUGGACUGAAUCUGGAUCCAGACAAACCUACUGGUGUGAAAAUGCGUUUGGAUCUGGCUUUUGUCUGAAGGAGAGCAACAGCAAUUCGCCGUACACGACCACUUUAACCGCCACAGCCGCUCCCUCUGGUUACUCCGCGCCCCGCAUGCCGAACGACCUCUCGUCUGCGUUUGGCACCGCCAGGGAGAUUCCCAUUCCCACCAUCCCAACCUCGUUCUAUCCCGGUGCCACUCCUUAUAGUGCUCUGGCUGGAGCUGCAUCUUCUUCUUCGGCCACUACCAAGGCCAAAUUCGCUCAGGGGGUCUCUGAGUCCGAAACCCGUUCCCUCCCUUCCUCCACUACCACCACCACCACCACCACCACCACCACUACAACUACUACCUCUACUACCACCACCACUACCACUACCACUGCCACCAUUACCUCUACCUUGACUGCCACAUCCUCAGACGAGUAUCCAACACAUGCACAUGCCCACGGAUGCCAUGGUUGCCGUCCUCACCACUAA